Molecule: messenger RNA, 5190 nt
Organism: Saccostrea echinata
Lineage: Eukaryota; Metazoa; Mollusca; Bivalvia; Ostreida; Ostreidae
Product: NACHT domain- and WD repeat-containing protein 1-like
Molecular function (GO): protein binding
Source: RefSeq, a predicted model, not a curated record
AUGUAUAGGAAAUAUCUGCAAGAAGUCGUAGAUCGGGAGAAUGUACUGGCAUCGCAAAGCAGUGCACCUGCCAGCGAAGAAACAGAAAAUGUUGACUCUCCCCAAAAUACUAACAUUCGAAACCCCGGAUCUCAGGCCCAAAGUAGAGCUGAAAAUCAAGGCAAUCUAGUGUCCCAGAGUGCAUCUCCACCUCAAAAUGACGCACAAAAUCCGGGUCCAAGCACCGCUACACCAGCAAAAAAGCAGCUCACUGCAGAGGAAGAGACGAAAAGAAAGGAAUUUAUUGAACGUCAAAAGAGGGAAUUAGAUAAACUUUUGGAAAUGGCUAACCAAACUGAGAUGAUGAUUUUCAAGGCCUUUCCGUUUCAAGACGCGAUUAUUUGUGGAAAUUUCUUUGCCAAAUUUCCUAACACGACGAAAACCAUACGUAUUUUUACAAGCAGCACAUUUACAGAUACAAAAUACGAAAGAAAUUGCUGGAUGGCCAGAGCCUACCCGAAAAUAAAGGAACACUGUUUCAAGAAGGGUUAUGAGUUUCAGGUGGUGGACAUGAGAUGGGGCAUCCGUCACCAAGCAACAGAUGAUCACAUGACCACUGAACUUUGUAUGCAUGAACUGCAUCAAUGUCAGCAGAUUUCAAAAGGACCAAGUUUUAUAUCUCUCUUUGCCCACAAAUAUGGCUACCGAACCUUAUCAAGGGUUAUUGAUGCAGAGGAGUUUUUGAAGAUCCGUUCAGAGAUAAAAGAUCCAGCAGAUUUAGAACUCAUGACAAGAUGGUAUGAAAAGGACAGGAACGCGGUUCCAGAAGUUUUUGUGUUAAAACCCAUUAGCAGAAAUAUUCCAGAUUUUUUGUCAAAAGACUUUGAAAAACAGAAAGCUGCGAAAACCCAAUUCUGGAACGAGAGCGAAAAGCUUCUGGAAAUCUUUGUCCGUGGGGCCACGUUAGGCCUCGACGAGAAAGAGGCAACAAAGUAUAAAAUGUCAGUGACAGAAAUGGAAACGGAAACUGGGUUAAAAGAACGGGUCGUCAAUAAAAAGUGCUUCUGGUUCCGGAAAAAGUUCCGGAAUAUUGAGAAUCAGGAACCCAGUUAUACACUAUCUAGAUACAUCGAAUGUUUGGGAGACGAAGAAGCAUGGAAAACAGCUAGGGAAAAGAACAAAGCCCUACAAAAACAAAUGGAGGAGAAGAUAAAACUAGAUAAUAUUUACACUUACGAACUCAACUGGACAGAAAAAGGGAUUGACCCAAACAACAAAGAACAUGCUGAAUAUCUAGAACAGAUUACCGAGGACUUCCAGACACAGAUGAUAGUCUCAAUAGACGAAGCAAUUAAGGAGAGAGAAAGCAACAAAAAAUUGUCACUGAAACCUGAACAUGAAGAGUUUAUGAGACAUGCUGCGCUCGUUGAAGAAAAAUCCUCGGGAAUUAGAGGUCGUGACGAAAUUAUUAAGAAAAUCAAAGAUUAUGUGCUUGGAAACAGUAAGGAAACACUUAUUGUUCACGGCGAGUCUGGAUGUGGGAAGACCUCCAUCAUGGCACUAGCUGCCAAGCAGGCAUUCCAAUGGAUACAUGGCAAAGGGAUGGUACUCAUGAGAUUUCUAGGAUCGACACAGGAGAGCUCCAAUCUCCUAACUCUUCUUCAAUCCAUGAUAUCCCAGAUUCCAUACUUCAAAUUACCGGAAGUUAAGUCCCAGGAUUUACAAGUUCUCAUCAAGCAGUUUCGGACUUGUUUGCAUUUCUUCAUUUUAAAAAAGAAAAAGGUCAUCCUCUUCAUCGACUCCAUCGACCAGCUUGAAUCAGCUCAUAAUGGACGAGUGGUCAGUUCCUGGAUUCCGAAGAAUCUGAUAAAAGAUACAAAGAUUAUUAUCUCCACCCUCGAUCAACCAGAGUUUGGAGUCUUCCCAGACAUAAAGACAUUUACUGCAGAGGAAAAUUUUCUUCGCGUCCCCUUGCUGACAUCAUCAGACCGGGAAGAUAUCCUGGACCAUUUUUUUCAGACAAGUAACCGAACUCUUACUGAUGCACAACGCACGUAUGUUUUAGAAAUGUUUGAGAAGUGUCCGCUCCCUCUGUUCAUCAAACUUUCAUUCCGGGAGGCAAUUGAAUGGACAUCAUUUAGACCUAUUGAAGAGUGCCGUCUGCAGGACACUAUUCGAGGAAGCAUAGAUCAGUUAUUUCAAAAAAUGGAAACAAAACAUGGUCGUAUAUUUGUUUCUAGGGCUCUUGGAUACAUCACGGCAGCAAAGCACGGUUUGUCAGAAUUUGAAUUGGAAGACAUCUUAUCCUGUGAUGAUGACGUGUUAAAUGACGUGUAUCAAUUUUGGACUCCACCAAUCAGAAGGCUUCCGCCACUCUUGAUAGUACGCCUACGCUAUGAUCUACGUCGGUAUCUUGUGAAUCGAGGAGAUUCAGGAAUCCAGAUUUUAAGUUGGUACCACCGUCAGUUCUGGGAGGCAGCAGAAAAUCGAUACACCAAAGAUGAAUCAACAAGGCUUCAGCUUCACACUGGUCUAGCGGAUUAUUUCUUAGGAAGAUGGGCUGGAAACACUCCCAAACCAUUUAAUGAUAGAAAUGGAAAAGCAGAGGAAAUUCGAUAUGUUGCAAGUCAGCCCAUACAACUUGGGAAUCAAAUCAACGAGAGAAAAAUGAAAAACCUUCCUUAUCAUCUAGCAAAAUCAAAGAACCUGAAAGAUCUGAAGAAACAUUGUCUUCUAAACUUCGACUUCCUUAUUCACAAACUGCUAAGCCUUCCAACUGAAGACUUACUUGACGACUUUGCAUUGGCUUGUGUCCUGUUCCCAUUUGAGAAAGAUUUGGAAAUGCUAUCUCAGGCAAUCAAUUUGUCGUCUGCUGCUUUAUCACAUGAUCCCCGACAGCUUCCAUCACAUCUGUUGGACCGACUUGAAAACUCGGAGUGCCAUAAAGACUUACUAGCGCUAUGCCAGCAAAGCAGAUACCCUUACAUUGUGUGCUCGCAUUCUCUCCUCAAGAAGCCCGGGGGUCAAUUGGUCAGAACACUUACUGGACAUACAUCAGCAGUGACCAGCCUGGAUCUACAUUUGUAUCCAUCAGGACAACUUGUAGCACUUAGUGGGAGUUCAUCUGACAAUAUCUUGAAAACUUGGGACGUCCACACAGGAAAAGAAAUAAAGUCAAGGUCAACAAUGAAGCAGGAUUUAUACAGUGCAGCUUUUGCAGCAGAUGGUCAAAUUAUUGUGCAGACGUAUAAAAAAGCGAUUAUAUCCUGCAGCUCCCAUUGGGAAUUAAAGUACACGCUUGACAUAAAAGACAACGUAGGAGUAACUUUUGUGGGAAAAAAUAAAAAUACCAUUGCUGCCAUUGACACAAACGAGCUUAUCCUAUGGGACGUUAUGACUGGGGAGGAAAUUAGACGUAGAACAAUACCAUCUAAAAUUGAAGGUCAUCUGAUGGAACAUCUCCGAGGAUCAGAAAAUUAUUUGGCUUUUACCAGCAAUCUGAUGGAAAAACUAAGUGUUUAUAACAUUAAAGAUGAUUCCUUCUCCCCUGCUGUCGACAUGGGGGAGGAUAAAGACAUAAAUACAAUGGCCAUAUCUUCUGAUGAGACCCAGAUUGUGACCGGAAGAGGAAUAAAUGAAUUGGCAAUUUUCGAAAUUUCCACACUUCAACUUUUGCGUACAAGUAAAGCGUUCGAAGAUUAUGGUUUAUUGAAUUCCAUGUACUGGCAUGAUGACACCAUUCUGACCUGUGACAAUUCAUUCGUGCUUAUAUCAGACAAAUCGGGAAGUGAUGUAUCAUCGCAUUUCCAUCAUACAGUUUCUCUAGAGGACGUGAAGACAUGUGAUAUGAAGAUAUUUGUCACCAUGACGGCCGAUAACAUAAUCAGAGUAUGGGAUUUAGAGAAGAAGGACGUGCAGAUCAAACUCCCAGAACAAGCAAAUAAGCUUAACCAUAUUAUUCCAAUGAAGAAUACGCGCUACACAGUCGUACAUCGCAAUAUUAAGGAUGGACCAAGCCUUCUGGAAAUUUAUGACAUUCAAAAACACAAGGUCGUAAAAUCUUUUACCCUGGACUGCUCAAUUAGAGAAAUGAUUCUGCUGGAUGACAGUACUCUCUUGCUGGUCAACUCAAAUCAUAAGAUCAUAAAGAUUUCCCUUGACCUAGAAUCAGUUUCUACUGCAUUUGAAGGAGUAAUUCCUGCAGGGAUUAUGGACUUGCGCCUUUUUAAUGGUGGCAAAGAACUCGUAGUACAAACUCGAGGAAGGAAAAAUUUGAAAUGCUAUGAUGUAAAAUCUGGAAAAGUUACAAAAAUCAUCCCUUGUUCAACUGAAGAAAACCCAUGCCUUAUUGAUAUUAUAGAGACUUCCCGAGAUGAUCAUAUCAUAACUUGUGUAACAGAAGAUGAGAGAUUUCUUAUUUGUGAUGCAGAAAAGAAAAAGGUGAUAAAAACAAUAACCAAACAAGACCUUGGACCGCACGCUAGUGAAACUGGUCUAGAUGUUGCAGUUUCUAGUCGCGGAAACUACGUCAUUGGAUCACUGCAGUAUAAAAGAAAAGAGAUGCUUACUACACCAUUUGUCUGGAAAAAAGAAGAUGAUGAAUUCACGAUACUCUUUGAUGAGAAAGAAUUCAAAGCAUACACAGAUCAGGGUAAAGAUUUGAAUGGUCUUGACAUGAAUAACUUGGUGUUCGUCAAAGAUGAACUCUUAGCAGUAGGAUACCAAGACGGUGUGAUAAGACUGUGGGAUGUGGCACAAGGAACUGUUCAUAUGAAGUUAAGUGGGCACACAGACAUAGUGGACAUUUAUGGAAACCCCUAUGGACCGUACAUGAUGUCAUACUGUGACAUGGAAGAAACUAAUCUGAUGAGAAUAUGGGAUAUCAACAGCUGGGAAUGUCUGGCAAGCUACAGACCUGAAGCCUUUUUCCGUCGAAUGGCGCCUGUAAGCGAUGGGAGAAGCUUUCUUGCUGAAUUGGACAACAAUAUUGUGCACUUCACUCUGAAUGAUUUCGAUAAAAAAGAACUUGAGAAACAGGAAUUGAAGAUCCAAAGCGAUGAUACUGACUUUAAAUUACAAGUGUUGGGUGAAAAUGACAAAAUAAUAUCUCCUGAUGACCCAGAUCAAGAGGAUGAAGAACCUGACGAUGUCGACGACGAUGAUAUUGAAGACGACGAUGAUGAUAAUAAUGAUGAAUCCAAAGAUGACUAA